AUGUCGUCCAAAUCCAGCUCGACCACCAAGUCCGAGACCACUUCGACACUCCCGCCUCUUCACAGCUUCCCAUCAUCGUGGACAGCCCCGACAUCAUGCUUUGCAAGCACAAACUACUACCGAGUGCUUUACGCCGACGGCAAGGGCCGGUUCGUCAGCAACAUGUAUGGCACGCCUACGCCUGUCUUUACCGGAAACACACCAUCAGGCGAUUGCUUUCCCCCGUCCUUUACAAUCAACGUGCCCUAUCUUACAGAUGGGAGCGCUUGCCCGACCGGCUAUACACGUGCCUGCGCGACGGCCGGAUCCGCCAACGCGGGCGAGUCGGCGACUAUUAGCACGAUAACGUGUUGUCCCAGCGUUACCGGUGAUGCUUUUUCCUUCAUGUGCAAAGACAACGAAUACGGAUGUCACGCUACUGCCGCAUCAGGCGGCAUCGUCUGGACGGGUGUCAUCACAGACUUGGGUGCCACCCCGGCCACGGAAGAGCCAGUAACACGCACACCUUCUACCAAGGAGGGCAUCGAGGCCUGGGGCAUCAAGUUUCUCUCGGUUGCACCCGGAUCAACUGCCACCAGCAUUCCUAAGCCGGGUCAAAACGCGAGCGACUCUGACAACCAGGGCACGCAGUCUCCGGAAAGUUCAUCCAGCGCCGGUGGUCUAUCGGGAGGCGCCAUUGCCGGCAUCGUGGUUGGAAGCAUUGCUGGGGUUGCGCUUCUAGCUAUUGGCGCUUUCCUCUUGUACCGGAGAAAAAGUUCCAACUCUGGGCCGCAGUACCAUGCGCCCGCUCCUGGAAAAUACCCAAACCAACCUGCAAACGAUCCGUACCAGCCCAGCGAGAUGGAAGCGGCGUCGCCCGACCCGACACAACACGCGCUGCCGCAAACUCGAGCCCGGCAAGAACCUGUUGAGUUGAGUGCAUAG
Molecule: messenger RNA, 924 nt
Organism: Beauveria bassiana ARSEF 2860
Lineage: Eukaryota; Fungi; Ascomycota; Sordariomycetes; Hypocreales; Cordycipitaceae
Exons: 3
Coding region: 1-924 (307 amino acids)
Source: RefSeq, a predicted model, not a curated record